UGUUUACAAUAUUUUCUUCAGUUAAAAACAAAAUUUAAAAAAAAACCGCUGUUUGUUGAAUUUUGCCUCUAAUUUCCGGUCGAAACUGUGCAUACCAUAUCCAACAUGGAUGAGAACCUGUGCCAGGAGCUGUUGGCCAAUCUCCAACUGGAGCAAACGCGUAAAACGGCCCUAACCGAGAUCAAAAAUACGUUGAUCUCAUCCAACAAUUCCACCAUAUCGAACAGCUUCCUGAAAUCGCCGGAGCUGCUGAACUGUCUGGAGGACGCCAACAGUGAACAGACGCUGCUGGCGUGCGACAUCCUGUCGAUUUGCAUGUGCACCCUGGCCAUCGACGAAUCAAGCGAGGUUAAGAACGUUAUCGAAAAAUCGUUGAGUCAUGCCAAUCCUCGGGUACAGGCUUUUGGGUUGCGGGAGUUGAAACGAAUCCUGCAAUCACCCCCGGAUGGGUUCGUGAAUGAAACGCUGAUUUUGCUGGUGGUCGGGUGCCUGGCAUCCGAGGGUACCAGCGUCGGAACACCGUCGAUCGAGCUGCUCCAGUUGAUGUUGCCUCGGUUCGUUCAGCUGAGGAGCGUGUCGGAGAACUUGGAGGGGCUGCUGGGGAAAGGGGACGUGGUUCGGUGCAGAUUGUAUGAAGUGGCCGUUCGGUUGGCCAAACAGUCGGAAGAGCUGCUGACCGCGAUGGAGAAGUUCCUGCAGAAAGCGAUCAAGGAGCUGAACGGAGAAGAUGUUCUGUUGCAGCUCAAUGUGCUGCAGAUUCUGUCGGAGCUGUCCGAAGGAAAUCACGGAAUGGCCUAUCUGGAGAACAACGGAGUCUUCGACAAGCUAAUGGCCAAAAUUGAACGACUGGGCGAUGAUCCGCUGGGAACGAUUUUGGUCCCGGGCCUGAUGAAAUUCUACGGAGGCGUUGCGGCAAUUCAUCCGGCCAAGAUCUACGACGGCUAUCCGAAGAUAAUCGAAAUGUUGUUCGAUUGUUUGCUCUCGGACGACAUGUCCAUACUGCCGACGGCUUACGAUACGUUGGGUUGCAUCGCUCUUCCGAGCGAGGGAAAACGACAGCUUCAUUACAAGCACGGGGCGGCAUUGAAAAAGACACUGCAGCACUUCAGCGCCGUGAUCCGAAACUUGCCGAACGAUUUGAAGAUUCGCCUGCUCGGCUGCUUGCAGUCGAUGUUCGGUGUCGACUCAGCAACGGCUGAUAAUCAGAUUUCAUCACUGACCCAGUCGUGGUACGACAAUCUGGCCGAGCAGGACAACCUCAACCUGGUGAUGGACUACAUCAAAAACCCCUUCCCGGACAUGAAGCGAGCGGCCCUGGGACUUCUGAAAGCCAUCGUUGGCCAUCGCUGGGGACAGACCUAUCUGCUGAACACCGGAGGUUUCGUAGAGUAUCUGCUCGAUCGGAAACAGGAAGCCGACAAGGAUGUGGUGCUGGACAAGUACGAGGUGAUUCGGGUGCUGGCCGCUUCGACGGUGUUCGACGAGCAGACGGCAUCCGAACUCAAGCGAUACGUCGCGGAGGGUGCCUUUUACGUUCACGGCAUUACCGAGGUUGCCAUCGAGGGGGCUUCGUAAAAUAGGGAUAUUGAAGUUUAUUUUUUUUGUGUGACUGCAUAGAUUUAAGGCGAUUAAGAGAACUUUCGAUUGAUUGAUAAUAAAAUAAUUUCAUAAAAACAUUUAAGCACAUACAUAUAUGGGUGAUUCCGAAAUGGUCGUCAUAGUAGGUCCCAUUCCAAGUCCAAUUCCCAGCAGUCUUAAGAUUCCUAACACUCCUGAGGCGCUGUCCAU
Aedes albopictus (Asian tiger mosquito) is the source of this 1788-nucleotide messenger RNA. RefSeq names its product 26S proteasome non-ATPase regulatory subunit 5. Bases 106 to 1575 code for a protein of 489 amino acids. NCBI's taxonomy places the organism in Eukaryota, Metazoa, Arthropoda, Insecta, Diptera, Culicidae. The transcript has 3 exons. Gene Ontology annotation, biological process: proteasome assembly. Gene Ontology annotation, cellular component: cytosol. The record is from RefSeq and is a predicted model, not a curated record.